UCAAUAUAUGCUCAACGACCAACGUGUUCAGGCUUAAACUGAAUUUUGUUCAAACGUAUUUAAGUAGAAUUAAGGGCGGAUAUUACUGCAACAUGGAUGCAAUAAUUCAAACAAUAUGCCUUUGCAUAUUCUUUAUUUCAUCAAUCAUUUCGAAUGUACAUGCAGUGGAGUAUUGCAAUUCUUUUUACUACUGUGAAGACGGAUACCAUUGUUGUGACGACGAUACCCAAUGUUGCUCUGACACAUUUUUGACGAUUGGUGCAAUCAUUGGUAUAGUGAUCGGAUGUAUCGUUUUCAUCAGCUGUUGUGUUGCUGUGAUAUGCUGUGUUAGAAAGCAUAGGCACCAACCUGGCCAAAUCGUCCAGCCACCACAACAACCUGGUGUCGCGAUGAUCGCAACUGGACAGCCACAAGGUCAACCGAGAUACGGUCAACCGAGAUACGGUCAACCGAUGUAUGGGCAACCUAUGUAUGGACAUCACCCAUACGGUCAGCAACAUCAUGGUGUGCGGUAACAAAGCAGAAACAAGCAACCCAGCAUAUCCACCUCCGCCGCCGAAUUAUUAGUGCAAAAAUAAGUGUUUGUAAGCGAAUUGUGAUACGUUAUACUAUGUACUUUUUACCAUUAUUUUUUAAGCACUUUGCAUAUAUCCUUUUUAUUAUUACAUAGAUACAGUUCAAUAUCAACAUCAUAUAAACUGUUUAUGAAAUAAUAAGAAAAGUCUCAGUAUCGUGUUUUUGGCCUCACUUUGUCAUACAGAAGUGACUCUCUAGUGUGUCCUUUAUCUGUAACACAUCCUGGAUAAACUUAUAAUAAAAUUUUGUUCUUUAUAAAAAGCCCAGUUUUGAAAGUAUAUAUAAGCUGAUAUAUUUUUACUAUUUUAAAUCAUUAAAUUCUCGUAUUUCCGUCAGUAAUGCACAUUUGACUCUUAUUACAUACACUUGUAGUUAAUAGGGUUUUUGAAAUUUCCUCAACUGAUCUGUAAUUUUAAUCUUGUUUAAUCUAAUUCUAUUUUGUUUGACAUAACUACAGUAAUGAUUUCAUCUACGCCAAAAAUAACGCAAAAUUAUAAGCAUAAUUAAAAACAACGCUGGAGAGUUUAAACCGGUCAACUGGUUAAUUAAGAAAUAAUAAGUUCCCAAACGUUGUUUAUCGUAGAAUAACCCGUGUUUUGAGUUCUUAUGCGUAAAAAUAUAUCACGAAGGCCGUAGGCCUGAGUGAUAUAUUGUUUUGCAUAAGAACGAAAAAAUCGGGUUAUUCUACGAUAAAUCACACUUGGGAACUUAUUAUUUCGAUUCAAACACGACAUACUAGUAUCAAUAGUGUUAGAAAAAAUGGUAACUACUUUUUACGACCGUGCUACGCACCUGGAUCGGAUGACGUCAUUGCACGCGAGUGGUUUAUUGCAGAAUAACCCGAGAUAGAUUUUGCUCUACAUGUAUGUAGGUUAUUUGCUGGUCGUGUUAGCAAUGUGCGUAAACCCUCAUUCUAUUCCAAAGUCCCAUUGGGCAUCACGUAGUCCUUCACCUGUCCAAUCAUGCACAAUCAAAUAGGAAAGCGUAGCGUCCAACCGUAAAAAUGCUGAACAACAAAUAUGCGGUGUGUCUAAAAACAGUAAGGCCAUAACCUAUUUUUAUAAAAAAAAUAUGACCAAGAAUCUACAACUAAAACUACACAAAGAUUGCGGUGACAAUGAUAUGUUUCACGUUGCACUAUACACAAUAUGUGGCUUUUGACAGCAAAUGUCUGCGUUAGUUUUUAAUAGACCUCGUAUAUUGAUUACAUUCAUUGAAAUAAAUAUGACUACACGCCCAACCAAAUAAUCCUUAAAAUUUUAUAAUGUAAGUUAAGAAGUACAAAAUAUUAGCACCCACAGUUUUAUACCGAGUCAUUGUACUAUUAUCUAUACUACCGUUUCUGAGAACUUUGUUUUUACGAAAAUCAUUUCAGAAAAUGCUUCCUUUUUGAUUUGCGGUAUUUCAAUUAUACCUACACUUAAACCAUUAUCGGCACAAUCUGUUCAAUCACUUUCGGCAACAAACAAUUCGUGAAUAGUCGAGACAACCUUUACGAAGACCAUUAAGUGUAACACUACCAGGUAUACCCAAAUAAUGAAACCAGUGGCACGUUAAAGGUGUCGUAUGUCAACAGAAACACAUUCUUUAAUGCAAUACGUUGUUUUUGUGAAAUAAUAAUCGGUUAACAGCUUUCUAAAUUGGCCUUUAGAUAAUUUUUAAAAAGGUUUGCUACUACCGUCUGAUCAUUGCAAUUAUUUUGGCUGAUGAACAAAUUCCGUAUUAAGCAAUACUAUUGCCUUUUUCAGUUUUUAUCUGUGCAAGAUAGAACCUUUAAAUUUUUUAAUGAGUAUGUGGCAAUCUAUGAUAGCUUUUGUAAAUGUUUAGUAUUGUAAAUAUCCCGGACGACGAUGGGUAUUCUAUAAUAUGUUUGAUGUAUUUUAAUAGGUAAACGUUAAACGUACACAAUCUGCUACACUGAUUUGAAUAUUAUAUUGAAAAACAAAUAUACCCAAUUUAUACUGACGAUUCAAAAUACGUUUUAUAGGUAGGUUGUGCAGCCGUCAGUCAUCGAACAAAAUUACGUUUGCUAAAUAACGCAACAUUUUCAGCCGAGGCAAAAGCUAAUGAGUUAGCUCUACAUUUUAGAACAUAAUACAAUGAAGACAAUUUUAUUAUUAUAUCUUCUUCGACUCAUUUCCUGGUUAACAGUGGAUUCAUAACAGAAAUAUGGAAAAUCCUUUCGUUCAAAAUAUACUUCUCAUGGUGCAUGCAUUAUCUUUUUAAAAAGCUGCUAUAUCUAUUUGGAUUCCAAGUCAUGUUGGUUUUAUGGGAAACAAAAAUGCUGAAAUCUCUUUCAUUGCCACAA
This is a messenger RNA of Mercenaria mercenaria, 2884 nucleotides long. RefSeq lists its product as uncharacterized. NCBI's taxonomy places the organism in Eukaryota, Metazoa, Mollusca, Bivalvia, Venerida, Veneridae. The coding region runs from base 93 to 515 and encodes 140 amino acids. The transcript has 5 exons. The record is from RefSeq and is a predicted model, not a curated record.